AUGGCGAUGGAUUGGCGAGAGAUAUUAAGGUUCUCUGAAAAAGAAUUGAAAGAAAGCGAAAAAGAUAAGCUAUGUGAAGGUUUGUCUUGGAUGGAAAUUGACGAUAUAGAACUUAGUUUCACUGACUUGAAGAUACUUUUUAAACUGGCGCAAGAUGUUCUGAAAUAUAAAAACGAACAAGUUAAUAGUGCUAUGGACAAACUUAAUAAAACGAAAAAGAAAAUCAGGACAAAGGAAAGGGGAACACUCACGGAGUCACCUGCAAAGAGUUCUGAUAGCGUACUCGAAACUAUAGAACAUCAGGAAGAAAUAAUAAAAGCUAAUAAACAUAUACUCGAACAGCUGUAUAUAGAUAUAGCUGAAUUAGAAGAAAAGAAAAAUAAACAUGAGAAAGAUAAUGAUGUUGAACCUGAAAGUAAUUCAAGCAGAGCCACGCUAUCAGAAAUGAAUGCUAUUGCGACUUUAGAGAACGAAUUAUCAAAGAAGAAUAGACAUAUCAAAAAACUAUUAACCGAUGUGAAGAUACUCGAAGAAGAGAAUUCAACGUUGAAGGAAAAGUUAGUAGUUUUUAAGGAUAAAUUAAAAGAGUCUACUUUAUUGAUUGAGAAUUUAACUGAACAAUUAUUCAAUCUCAACAAUGAAAACUCAAAGAUGAAAGAUUCGCUCGGUAAGUCAGAAGAAGAAAAAGCGAAUAUGCUCGUAGAAAUAGAAACAUUGAAUAGUGAAAUAAAAAACAAACGAAACAAAACGGAAAGAAACGAAGAAGAUAUUAAGAUGAAACUUCAACACUUUAAGAACCUAGUAAAGACACAAAAACAAGAAAUUACUCAAAAAACUAAAGACAAUAAUCAUUUGAAAGAAGAAUUGGAACGUAUUUCGAAAUGUCUAAACUCUCCGAAAGAACGAACUAAAAAACAAGAUGACAGCAACAUUAUACAGACUUUGAAGGAAGAAAAUAGAAGAUUGAAAAUAAUGAUAGAAGAUGUUCCAGAACAUUCUAUAAGUGAACAAAAGAACGAGAGUGAUGACGGAAAAGAACGGAAUAUGAUAAAUAAAUUGAAAAGAAAAAUAAAAUGUAUGAACAUAGCCUUACAAGGAAGCGAAGAAAUGUUGGCGGUUAGAGAGAAAGAGAUAACAGAAAUAACAGCACAACUACAACUAUUAAGAACGGACGAAGGUAUAAACGCGUUGAUAGAUAGUAUUAAAAAUAAAAAUAAACAUUUGAGAGUUAGGGAUGAAGGUAUCAAAUCAUUGGUGCAAGAAGUUAAUAAGCUUAAUGACGUCAUCAACGAAUUGCAGUUAGAAAAUGAAGCUAUGAGGGAAAAGUUGAAUAUACCAGAUAAUACGAAAAUUGAUACUCACGGUAUAAUGAAAAAAUAUAAAGAUAUAGAAACACAAAAUAUAGAAUUAAUUAAAAAGGUACGAGAUUAUGAAGAUAGGUUGAUUAAUAUAGAAUUGGAUAAUCGAGAAAAAAAGGCUAAAAGAUCUAAAAUUAAAAGCGUCGCUAAAACACAGACGUGUGACGAAAUACACGAACAUGAUCAUAUUAAUAAAGAAAAUAUAUCUGAAUACAAUUUAAAAAUGAAAGAUCUUUUGGAAGAAAACGAAGGACUAAGAAACGGUCUAACAGAUAUACUGAAUUUGUUAAAAGAUAAUAGAUCUACAGCGGGGGUUUUAUUACUAGAAUGUCCGAGUCUUGAAGCGCUUUUAAAUAAUAUGGAAGCAAGAAAAUCUUCGGGAUGGUUUUCACCUCACAUGAAAACUGUAAUGGAGCUUAAAUCUGCUUUAGGUGGAAAAGAUGCGCUAUUGACUGCUCUACAUGAAUCAAGACAAGAAACUUUUGAUGUAUUAAAGAAAUUAGAAAAAGAAAAACAGAGAUAUUCAGAUCUAGAAGCAAAGUUAAAGGAAAAUAAUAAAAUAGAUAAAAUUAAUCAAACUGCACUCGAUUUAAAUAAAUUUGGAUCUUGGAUGACUGAUGAUGAGUUUAAAGAUAUAGAUAUCAAUAAUACGAAACAGGUCGCGGGAUUAAUUGAUAAAGGAAAUGCUUUGUUUGAGAAUGAUUUGAAACAAACAUUAAGAUAUUUUCAAGAAAAAUUCUGUCAGCUUUUUGAUAAUUUUACUUCUCUAUCAAUAAGUGCUUCAGAUGAUUCUAGCAAGUGGGAUAUACAAGAAGAAAAAUAUAAGGCUGAGAUAGAAAAUCUGAAAUCUCAUAUUGAUGAGCACGAAGAUGAUAGUAAUCUCUCCCCUGGAUUAUUAACUAUAACCAACGAUAGUAUAGAAAGAAAAUAUACUUACUUGGAAGAUCUAUAUAAAAAAAUGCGCACUGACAAGGAGAAUAUAAAAAACGAAUAUUUAGAAUCGAAGAGAGAAAGAUUGAUAGAGACUUCUGAGUAUGAAAGAAAAAUACAGAAUUUACUAUUAACAGUUCUGAAUCUAACUGAUAGAUUACGUAAUACUGUACCAAUGGAAAUAUUUCUCAAACAACGCGAAGAUCACAAUAAGUUUGUUAUUAAAUAUAGAAAUGUAUUAGAAACCAAUAUAAGUAGAGCUAUCAGGGAAGAGGAAUUAUUGCAGCACUUGGAUGAUAUGAAAAUGGAUAUUUUAAACAAUUUCUACAAAGAAGGUGAUCAAUAUAUUACUCCAGUAAAAAUUCAAGAAGCCGAACAGAACAUUAAUCAAGAACAACUAAGGAAGCUAUGUUUAGAAGUGACGGAGAAAAAUAAUGAAAUAGAAAAAUUACAAAAUAAAAUAUCAGAAUUGCAACUCGUAGAAUCACAGUUAACAGAUAAAAUAUUGAAUUGUGAUUCAAAUCAAUCCGACUAUUACAAAAAUGAACUAGACAAACGUAAUGAAGAAAAUCUCAUGAUGAAGGAAAAGUAUCAAGAUACGAAAAUGGCAUUAGAUAAAGUAUAUUUAGAGCUUCAAUCAUAUAAAAAUAAACAACUAGCAAAUGACAUAGAAAUCAAUAUGUUGAGACAUCAGAUUUUGGACUUACAGUCUUUGGGAGAUAACAAGGCAAUUAUAGCAAGAUUGAGCGGCGAAGUUUUGCUAGCUCAACUGCAAGUUACAGAGAGCUAUGAAAAAAUUGAUUCUCUCAAAAUAGCUCUGAACAAUGAGAAACAACUCAGAGCCGAAACUGAAGACGUGCUUAUGAGUAGACAAAAAGUCUUCGAGAUUUACUCAAAAAGAAAUGAUAAUAAAUUUAGGAAUAUGUCACAACUGAUAGACACUUUGAGAGAACAAUAUCAGGGACACUUGCCGCUAGUCUCAGUGGAAACAUUCCUUCAUAAAUUGGAAGAUAUAAAACAUAAAUCUAACGAAGUUAACGAAAAACUUAACGAAAUCAAUGAUUUACAAACAAAUUUACUUACAAAAUAUAGUAUUUACAAUAAUAUAUUGGAGUUAAUAGAAAAGAAAUGUCCAGAUGACACUUGCUGCCAUAAGUUGAAGAAUAUUAUAACAGAAAACAUGCAAAAACGUGAAACGGAACUCUGUAAGAAGAAAUUAUUAUCAGCAGAUGAAGCAUAUAAAAAUGUUUUAGAAAGAUGCGAUUAUCUCGAAAAAACACUUAUAUUGGUAAAUCAAGGUUUCAAAAUUGUGGAUAAUGUAGAAAAAAAUAUUCCACGCGUUGCAGAAUGUAAUAAUGAUUUGAAAGUUGAAAAUGUUCCCUCUGAAGACGAAAUGAGCAGUAUAAGCAGUUGCAGUAGAAAGAGUCGUACUUUUACAUUAUCCCCACCAAAAGUGAAUAAUGAAGGAAAAGCCGGUAAAAGUGUGGUAACCACUAACGAACCCAAAAAAUUCUUACAUGAGCAAACUCAAACGAAUUUCACACAUUUGAAAAAAUCUUCUAUCACACAAACAGAUGACGAUCAAUAUAUAAAUGAACUCAAAACAGAAUUAAACAACUCAAUAGUGAGAGGAAAUGAGAAAGACAAAAUAAUUGAAGAAAUAGAAGCGAUAGCUAAACAAAAAGGUCGUGAUGCAGCUAUCAUGAAUAAAAAAUACCUCGAACAAGAAAAAGCCUAUGAACUUCUAUCAAACAUAAACAUUCAAAAAGAUGAGCUUAUUAAAAAUCUUCAAGAAACUAUUCAGACAUUAAAAAAAGAUAUCGUACAUAUUAAAUCGGCUCACAUAAAACAAAUUAAUAAAAUCAAAGACACAGCUGACGUUGAAAACAAAAUGGUCACAGACACAUUGAAGAAAAUCGAAACUGACAAAAAUAAUGUUAUAGCAGAAUAUAAAGAACUACUACAAAAAGAAAGAGAUGAAUAUUCAAAAACAAUUAAACAAUUACAAGGAAAAGCUAGAGAUUUACAAAUGAAAUUGGAUCAGAGAGAUUUAGCGAACACUUCCAAGAAUGCCAUAAUGGAUACCAACAAAUAUUAUAACAGAAUAAGUGAUCUGGAAACGAAAAUAUUCAAACUGCAAAGUGAUUUUGAAGGCAGUCAGGCUGAACUAAUUAGCCAAAAAAGCGAAUUAGAUCGUUGGAAAGUAUUAGCCUCCGAAAGAUUAACAAAGAUGGAACAGUUAAGUACGCAAUUAAAAGAAAGACAUAACGACGAAAUGGAAUCAUACAAAGCGGAGAAUCAACAUUGGCUCUCACAACUAAACGAAAAUCAACGAGAACAUAUGGAGUUAAGACAAAGAUUGACUGAACAGAAGACAUCACACGUGAGACAGAUAGCAGAAAAAGACGCGCUCAUAGAUAGACUGAGAAGUGUUGUUAAUAAUUUGAAGGGUCAGUUACUUAAUAUGCAAACAAUGCUGACUGUGAACGAUCCUAGCUUCGAUCUGUCCGCUAUAGUUGAAGUGGAUGAAGUUAGUGAGACAGUAUCUCAACACGAAUCAGACAGACUUGAACUAAAGUUUGAAUCCACGGUCGACUUGACGGAGAAUGAAGACGAAAUGAAGAUGCCGAUCAGCUCAACAGCUAUAUGGCAAGAGCCGUUAAUAGAUCGUCUACGUAGAGAGAAACAGAUGAUCCACAAACAGAAUUUAGCGCUCCGGAGACAAGUUAAAGUACUCGCGGCUCGAGAGAGAAGAGCCAGGCUUGACUCACAGAACUUGAAGAACCAAGUGUUCCGCAUUAGCACAAGUGGUGCGAAGACUCCGUCCGUAGAAUCGCGAGCUUUACAGAGUAAAGUCGCUUCUUUACAAGCGCAAUUAUCAGGAGUGAAGCGAGAUGCUGCCUCAACACUCGCACUAUGGGAUAAAUGGAAGAGAGCACAACAGUCUUCCGAUCGCUGGCAAAUGCGUUACGAAGAAAAAUGUCAAGAGACUAACAAGUUGGAUAUGAGCUUGAAUCUCAUGAAAUCAGCUGUCACCAGACUCGAGAAGGAAAAAAGAGUUUUAUUACUCAGAUUGAGCGAAACUAAACAAGAAAAACAGCUAUCUAUUGAAAAACAAGACAGCGAGUGUCCCGAAAAGGCAUUGGUUCAUUGUUCAGUGAUGUCUGUAUCUAGUCGAGCUUUACUUGAACGUGUUGAAGCACAACAGAGACGAAUAGUAGCCUUGGAACUAGCUGAGAAGGGUAACGAGACGUUAGUAUCAGAAUAUGAACGAGCUCUGGCUGAGAUAACGUCUUUGAAGGGACAAGUUUUAAAACUGGAGUCAACUAUACUAGAAGCUCAAAUCAGAUCUCCUCUCAACACACAAACAAACACACAACCAGAAGUUGACUAUUGGAAAAGUUACUGCGACAUGCUCAAAGAAGAGAACUUACAAUUAACAAUGAAAGUAAAUAGUAUGGAGAGUGUACCGACAACAGAUUCACAACACAGAGUUAAUGAUCUAGAACAAACAGUGCUUACAUUGAGAGGCUUAGUAAGUAAAUUGCAAGCAGAAAAAUGUUCGAGUACGAAUAUUCGGAAAAAUGACUCUCGUCCGUCCAGCGGGCAAAGAAGUGAUAAGAUACGUAUACAGUCGGAGUGUUAUCGUACAGAGAUAUCAAAUUUAAAGCGUACCAUACUUGAGAAGGAUUCUUUGUUAGAGAGAUCGAGAGAUAUGCUUAGAAUAGCUGCUGAGAGAGAGGAGGAAUUACUUAGAGAGAACACACAAUUACGUCGUCGUUUACAACAACUUUCUGAAAACAAAGAUGGCCGUCGCUCCGCCUGA
This is a messenger RNA of Danaus chrysippus (African queen), 6114 nucleotides long. The record is from the annotation of a GenBank genome assembly. NCBI's taxonomy places the organism in Eukaryota, Metazoa, Arthropoda, Insecta, Lepidoptera, Nymphalidae.